Messenger RNA from Camellia sinensis, 450 nucleotides. NCBI's taxonomy places the organism in Eukaryota, Viridiplantae, Streptophyta, Magnoliopsida, Ericales, Theaceae. The record is from RefSeq and is a predicted model, not a curated record.
AUGGACUCAAACAAGCACCCCGUGCUUGGUAUUCCACCUUUUUUAACUUAUCUUCUGUCUAAUGGGUUUAUUGUUAGUUCCUCCAAUUCGUCUCUUUUUAUUCAACACACAGCUACUACUAUGAUUGUGUUACUAGUUUAUGUUGAUGAUAUCUUAGUCACUGGGAAUGAUUCUGCUCAUAAUGCUUCUUUCAUCACUCAUAUGCACAAAGCCUUUUUUAUGAAAGAAUUGGGUCUCGUCAAUUAUUUCUUGGGUGUUUCAGUUAGUCAAUCUACCUCAAGAUAUUUUCUUUCCCAAACUAAGUAUGCUCUGGAAAUUCUUGCUAAGGCUGGAAUCUCUGAUUGCAAAUCCUCUCCUUCCCCCAUAUCCGUCAAGCCUUCUUCCUUGUCUUCUACUACUGUGCCUUUUUCUAAUCCUUCUCUAUAUUGUAGUGUUGUUGGGGCUCUCUAA